Molecule: messenger RNA, 7455 nt
Organism: Anopheles funestus (African malaria mosquito)
Lineage: Eukaryota; Metazoa; Arthropoda; Insecta; Diptera; Culicidae
Gene: Gprk2
Product: G protein-coupled receptor kinase 2
Exons: 13
Coding region: 1749-3704 (651 amino acids)
Biological process (GO): protein phosphorylation; regulation of signal transduction; signal transduction
Cellular component (GO): cytoplasm
Molecular function (GO): ATP binding; G protein-coupled receptor kinase activity
Source: RefSeq, a predicted model, not a curated record
UUAGCACCAGAAAAAAACUAAGUUCUCUCUUGACUCUCAAAGCGUACGGAUGUGCGUCUCGUCGUCGUCGUCGUCGUCGCGAGUCCACGGAAAGUUGUCGCGAUCAGACCAAUCGGUUGUUUAACAAGUGGAAGUUUCAUUAGAGCUAAUCUGCUCGGUCGCAGAUCAAUUACCAGCAGCGGCACAGGUGCACAUCUUUGCUGUGUCGAUUUGCUCGUGGGAAACGGGAACUUCAUCGAUCUGUGCUGGUCGGAAGCUGGUCGUUGAACCACCCCAUCGCACCAUCGCACCGUUGUUCACCUUGCUCCACACAACGGGGAGCCAUACCACACAGAUACAGACACAGGCACACACACACACACUCCCUCACGCAAUGUGUGAACGCAAUCGAGAGUGUUAAACAAUAGUGGAACCGAAAAAUCACGCACACACACACACGCGUGCAGGUGUGGUGCAAAAAGUGGAACGUGUGGGAGGGUGUGAGCAGUGCACAGAGAAAGGAAUGCAUUUCGCUUUUCUUCAUUGGCGGCCGUCAGCAACAUCGUCUUUCACGGACAUCAUCAUCAUCGGUACCAUCAUUACCACACCCCUGUUGUUGUUGUUCCUGGACGACAAGUAGACGACGGGCUGCUAGAUUGCUCCAUUGAUUGGUGCGAGCGAGUGAGAGCGAUUUUGACGUGUGGAACAGGACACCCGACAGGAUCACCCUCAUUACCAACCGGGAUAAAUCAGGCUGAUGUUCCUGGAUGUGGGGUCGGUUGGUGUAUUGCAGUAGCAAAUUGAAGCUAUGAAUGUAUUACUAGAAGAAUGAAGCAGUAAAUCAGCUGUUCGGAAGGAAAUUGCAUUUGUUGCCAGUGCUUACUUCACCUUCAGAAGUACCAUCGAAUAUCACUGUCUCUACGUGCAUCCAUGUUAAUUGUUUGUAAAUGCAAUACAACAUAAGGGACAAACGUUAGCGGUCCCCGAAGCUUACACACUGCUGCUUAGUUCCAUGCGCGAUCGCGUGAUCGAAUGUUGCUGUGCAGGCGCAUCCAUCCAUCGGUUGUAUUGGUGUCCAGGUGUGCCCCAAUCGCAAGUGGUUCGUUUACUGACCGGUCGUAUGCUUUACUGAGGGUGUGCUACAUAAAUUAGGUAGAAAUCGAACGGUAGAGCACCGUUCCAUUUGAGCUUGUGUUGCUCACAUCGCCGGUUCCAUCGGUUACCGACUACUCCACGACACACGUCCCAGAGGCGUGUCAAAUGUGCGGUGUAUUCGGUGUGGUUCGUCUUUGUGGAGUGGAUUGGCGGACACAACGCUAAAGGCGCCCCCGCUCGCUCUAGUGAAAGUGUUGCAAAAGUAAAAAUAAUCGUACAAAAUCUCAUCGUCCAGUCCAACAAACAAGCUGGUGGCGCACGGAAUCAACCACCAACACGGAAACCCGAAACAGAACAGAAAACACCCUUUUAGCAUACACACACACACUAAACCCUCACAUACACAUGUGCGUACGCACUUACAUACCCUGAUUCGGUACGGUGUGGGUGGUUGAAGAAUUUCGGAGUUUUUUUUCUCUCGGUUCUGCCGGUUUAAAAUAUUCACCGCAACACUGGUGCACCGGUCGGAUAACGGCACGGAUUUGCAAGCGCGACCCGCUUUAGAGGCAGCAGCUGAUCGCAACCGAAACCAACGGCAUACCCGGUCAACAGUAUCGGUUCACUACAUUUUGGGGUUGCCAUUCGGAUAACAAAAAGCCGCCAACCUGGAACUAAUGGAAUUAGAGAAUAUCGUGGCCAAUACGGUCUACCUGAAGGCGCGUGAAGGAGGCUCCGACAGCAACAAAGGAAAGAGCAAAAAAUGGCGCAAGAUCCUCCAGUUUCCCCACAUAUCGCAAUGCAUCGAUCUCAAGAACAAAAUAGAUGUAAGCUAUGGUUAUGUAGUCGAUCAACAGCCCAUCGGACGUGAACUGUUCCGGCAGUUCUGCAAGGUGAAACGACCACAGUACUCCCGGUAUAUUACCUUUCUGGAUGACGCCACAAGAUACGAAAUAGCGGCCGAUGAACAUCGGGUCGAUCUGGCGUACGAGGUCGCGAAACGCUAUCUCGGUCUUUGCACCGAGAGUCAGCGUGAGGACAGCGGUGGAGGCGGAGGCUGCGAUAGUGAUGGUGGGAAGUGCGACGAUGACAGUGGCAUCGGUGGAGACACGAAGAAGCUCAGCAACCACGACGAUCCGGAGAAGAGCUUGACCGGCUCGAACUCGGUCACCACCAAUACCAUCAACAACGAGAAGGACGAGUUCGUGCUGGACGUGUUGAACGAUGAUAUGGUGGCACAGGUUCGAACCAAACUAUCGAUCGGUAGCAAAGAGUUGUUUGAGGCUUCCAUAACGGCGGUGCGAGCCUUCCUGGCCGGUGAACCAUUCCGGGAAUUUGAGGCUUCAAUGUACUUUCACAGAUAUUUACAGUGGAAGUGGCUCGAGGCCCAGCCGGUUACUUACAAAACUUUCCGCAUGUAUCGCGUCCUGGGAAAGGGUGGUUUCGGUGAAGUCUGCGCAUGUCAGGUACGGGCCACUGGAAAGAUGUACGCCUGCAAGAAGCUGGAGAAAAAGCGUAUCAAAAAGCGAAAGGGUGAAUCGAUGGUGCUGAUAGAAAAGCAGAUACUGCAGAAGAUCAACUCCCGCUUCGUGGUGAACCUGGCGUACGCAUAUGAAACCAAGGACGCGUUGUGUUUAGUGCUGACGAUUAUGAACGGUGGCGAUUUGAAGUUUCACAUUUACAAUAUGGGCGGCGAACCAGGAUUUGAACUUUCCCGGGCACGAUUCUAUGCGGCGGAGGUGGUCUGCGGGUUGGAGCACCUACACCAGCAAGGUAUCGUUUAUCGCGAUUGCAAACCGGAAAACAUCCUGCUGGACGAUCACGGGCACGUGCGCAUUUCGGAUCUUGGACUGGCUGUCGAAAUUCCGGAGGGCGAAAUGGUUAGGGGGAGAGUCGGUACAGUUGGUUACAUGGCGCCGGAAGUGAUUGACAACGAGAAGUACGCAUUCUCGCCGGAUUGGUUUAGCUUCGGUUGCUUGCUGUACGAGAUGAUUGAGGGACAGGCACCGUUCCGUGCACGCAAGGAGAAGGUGAAACGCGAAGAAGUCGAUCGGCGGGUAAAGGAAGAUCCAGAGAAAUAUUCGCACAAGUUCAGUGACGAUGCCAAAACGUUGUGCCAGCAGCUGCUGAUGAAAGCGGUUAAAAGUCGGCUCGGGUGUCGUAAUGGACGGCACGGUGCGCGCGAAGUUAAGCUGAAUCCAUUCUUUAACAGUAAUAACUGGAAGCGACUCGAAGCUGGUUUAAACGAUCCUCCAUUUGUGCCGGAUCCGCACGCAGUUUAUGCCAAAGAUGUACUGGACAUUGAACAGUUUUCCACCGUGAAGGGAGUUAAUCUGGACGCAACAGAUGAAAAUUUCUACACCAAGUUUAACACCGGCUCAGUAUCGAUACCGUGGCAGGAUGAAAUGAUCGAAACUGAGUGUUUCAGGGAGCUGAAUGUGUUCGGUGUAAAUGAGUGCCCGACACCAGAUCUGCUCACCAACGCACCACCGGUAGUGGAGAAGCCUGGUUGCUUUCCAUUUAGAAGAAAAAAAAAACAAACGCCCCGCGAGAAACCGGUUCCGUUCAACGAGAAACUGUUAUCCUCUAGUCAAACAACGGUGAGCUGUAGCCAGGCGCCAAAUGAGAGUUGAUAGGUGUAAUCAACAGACACACAAACACAAAACCAACCACGCACGAACUGCGGCCAGGAGCACGCAAUCUUGGGCGUACGUUCGGUUGAAGAAACGAUUGUACAUCCUGGAGAUGAUAAAUGCUGGAAUAGUAACCUUAGUAGCAAAUAGUAGCAGCAAAUGACGUACGAGAAAAUGGAUUGGUUGUGGGUUUUGCUCGCCACCAUCCGGCCAGUCGAUGAUAAACCUCCAGUUUGUAAACCAUUCCGCAACGGGAGAGGGCUUACCAUCGAUCGAUAGUAGAAGCCAACUUCGUGUUGGUUCCGUGCAUCAAUAGGGUGUGGUGGAAAAAAUCCGCACCCCAAUAUCUGCGUGGUGCCAGGUAUUUUUCGAAUUCAUACGCACAAUGUAAUGAAUCUUCUACAUUGCGGAAUCCAUACAUCCGUCACCCAAACUCACUCAGUCAAUGGUACACAAUUAGUAAUGCACAUGAAUAUUUUCUCAUACGCACAAAUAGUAGAUAAUGAACAAACUAAGAGGAUGCAAAAAAAAAAAACAAACUGGAAACUAUUGAACGCAACCUGUGCCCGAUCGGGAGUACUGGGAACGAAUGACGAAUUAGAAGUAUUUGACUAUUCUCUAACAAUAAGAUGCUAAUGUUUCAGAAUUUCUUUGCACUGAGAGCCAUAAAAGAGACAGACACUUUGUACUUCGCUUUACAGAAGUAUGUGUGACUUUUGUUUUAAACCGUAUAUAUAUAAUUGGAUUAUUUCGCGUAUCAAAUCGCAAUGCACAAAUAUUUUUAUAUUAUAAAUUUCGACAUUUUUGUGAGUUGUGUUUCUAUUUCUUCCUUUAAGCAUUUUUGUCAUUUGAGCUUGAGCUAAGUCAAAAAAGGAUAGCAAACGCCGGAAUCUAUCUUAUGUUAAUAUUAUACUGCCAGGUGUACGACACAAUCAAUGGAUGCGAAAACAAAAACAUAGAGAAAAAAAUAAUUUUACCAAAGCUGAAGGGAGAUCGUCCCCCCUCCCCGUUAUCCCGUCUUUCAUCGCGUCGACAAGUUUAUGCAUUUUGGAGCUUACCGUUUUGAGAAUAGGGUUUGUUGUUGGCAUGCGAAACAUAUUUCCCUGCACGGGCGAACGGUUUUGUAUGUAUGGGUGGGUGUACGUGUAAUGAUUUUCCUCUUAAAAUAUUGUAUUUAAAAAUUUCCUACGAGCUUCAUGAGUUUUUUUGUAUAAAAAAAGUACACAUAAAACCCCCGUAACAACAUUGUGGUACAUUGACAUGCAAUGAUAUAUGUUUUCUCAUGGGCGUGCAUCAUCACGACCAGACCCCUUGUAAAUCGAUUAUUGUAACAUGUAGCCAUUAGCAAAGAUGAACCACUCACCGUAUGUGAAUGUUUUGAGUUAAAAACAGACACUUGCUGCUAGACAUGGUAAUGCUCAGAUCAAACUUACAAACAGAAGCUUUGUUUUUUUUUACAUAAUAAUAAUUUGUGAUGGUAAUUAUGUUGCUAUAAUAUUUGUCGAAACAAUGCUCAUAUAUGCUCAGAAGUAUCAACGAACUGCGUAGGUUUGAUUUAGCUUCAGGCACACGAUUUUUCCAACGAGGCUACACAGAAAGGGUGGCGUACAUAUUAACUAUUAGCGCAUUAUUUUGAAACAAUGGUGAGAAGCAUGAUAUACCCGCUUGUGAAAGCAUUUCCAUUGGGUAGAAAAAGUACUAUGGGGGAAGUACUUAAAAAAAAACAAAAAGAAGCUCUUAAAUAUUCGAAUGGUUGAAAAGGUAACUUUUUAACAGUUUUCAUACUCAUGUACUAAUCAAUUAUAACAUAACGUAGAAGAUUCUUCGCGGCGGUAAGAUAAAGGAGGGCUGGCAGGAUAGGCAGGAAGAAAUCGUAUAACUCUAUCGCACGCAUACUAUUCAUUAUAUAGAACCACACUCCUCCCAUAUAAACACAAAGGAAAACACUGACUCGAAAUGCGCAAAGAAUUGUGGGAAGGCGAACUCUUGGCUAGCGAGGGACUGUCAAAUGCAUAAAAUAUGAUAAACUUAAACUAGUUACCGGACACGCAAAUGCUAAAUGUAAAGAACAAAAAGGGAACGCAGAUGAAGAAGAAUCAGAACAAACUGUAACAAAAAAAACAAACAAACAAAAAAACCUAAAACAAAGUAUGAGUGAAAGCAAUCAUUUACUAGGGCUGUUUUAGCUUUAAUCACUGUGGUCCGGUAGGAGGAAUGGUUAGCGUUUUACCGUAUCUUUGAAGUAUUGUGUUCAAAACAUGUAGCACCCCCCAAAAAAACACGAAAGCACAAACGCAACGCCAGUUGCACCAGCAAGCCCCGCACAGGAGUGUGCUUUCGUUAAUAUGUUUUAUAUUUUAUUUUAACGUUUUUUUUGUUUAGCUAUAAACAUGCCGCACAAACGUUCUAGUUUAAGUUUUAUGCGAAAGCACCCGUAUAAGCUCGGCGAGCCUCCCCCCCCCUGUGUGUGUGUGUGCCGUUGCAAUCGGUGCCGAUUGGUAUUAACGUUUUAUUUAAACCCUUAUCGUACCGAAGGGAAGACAAAAGCAAACAAUAAACAAAAUGUAAACAAAUCAGUCUCUUGUGAUGUGAGCUAUGCCUAAUUGUGUUGCUGCAGUGAAUGUAUGUGCUUGUUUUAUGCAAUUUUAAGAAACAAACGUUGCGCAUUUGUUUUGCCGAGUUGUAGUAAUAAGAUUGUUAUACUUACGUUUAGAAAAUUCAGCCCUUUAGCGCUUGUUCAUCUUCGUUCUCUGAAAGACAAAGCGCUAGCGCAAAACGUGGAGAACUUGAGCACAGUUUGCGUGCGUAACGUAUUCAAGCACAAAACUUUGUAGCACCAACAAAGGAAGAAACAAAAAAACAGUCUCCUCCAAUGAGUUUUUAAAUAAAAAUCGUACUGUAUAUAGUAGCGGUAGUAGUAGAAGAAAGAGAACCUUCCACCUCCCUCCGAUUGUCCAACAGUAAGGUGAAAAUUAGAAGAAAAAAACCUGCAUAGUGGAGGUUAUUAGGGCGCUAGUGCAUGUUGCUGCAGUGUUGAAUUGGAUGGAAAGCGAAAGCGGACGCGUUCAGAUAUCCUCAUGGUUUGCAAAGAUAUUUACAAAACCUUCUAUGUGUGUUUCAUACCUUCACUAUUAGACACAUAUUGAGAAGUACAAUGAAUCUGUAUAACUAAACGAUACAUUCGAUGGCUACUAUAUUGGAUCGCUAUACCGGACCGGGGUGCGUCCCGCUGGGUGCGAGGAAGUUAUAGUCGAGGUGUAGCCAAAAAUUGGCAUCUUCAAGCUCAUUUAAUAUGAUCAUACAAAAUUUGGAAUAGAAGAAAUGACGGUGCAAGUGUAAGUGUAGAGCGAUAGUAAUAGUGUGCAAGCUAGUUAGGCAGUGGUAAUUGGAUUGUAUUUGCUCUAGUGCAUUCAUACAGAUGGAGCCCAACCGAAGCCAACAAUAGAAUUUCGAUGAUAAAUAUUAAGUGACAACAAAAAAAAAUGAACAAAAAAAACACAAAAACACAUGAGAAAUAUAUGGAACUUUUUACGUGUAAUAUCAGCAAGCAGACGGAGGGUGGAAUAAAUUCCAAAUUUUUGAAUAGACAGGAAGGGAAACUAAAUGAUCGUGCAUGAACGAAUGAAAGAUUUGGCGGCAAGGAUGCAACAUUUGUGUGGCAAGUUCGCGUGUGACCGGGCAUGAGGGUGUUAGAAUCGUAGAAAGUGAGAAAAUGCAUACAACUAAAUAAUAAAUAGAGAAAUUUAAAUUA